AUGAAGUUUACUCCGUGGGUAAAUCUUGCUCAUUUGAUAGCAAGAGUUGGAUUUUUUGUCACUUCUUUCUCCACUACGCUAUUCUUGAUACUAACGAUUUUCUAUGUGAAAGAGAAAGUUGGAAGCUACAGAUAUCUCCUUCUUUUACUCCCUGUCACCGGUUUCUUUUUUGCUUCAUUCGAGUUUCUUAUCGAUCCAUUCGCCUACAGAUAUUGGGCAGUUUUUCGACCUCGUUACAUCAAAAAAUUCUUUGAUGGUCCCCGCUUCAUUUUCCCAAUCCUCUACAUGUUAUCUGGAGGAUCUUGUUGGUUCCUUGCAUGUUUCGUUUUCAACCAACCUGACAACUACUCGUUGGAAUAUUUGGGACCAGAUGUGUAUGAGAGCUAUGGAGUUAUUCUAUCCGAACAACCAUUAUUAUUAGUAGUGGCUUACGAUAAAGAAGGGCUCAUCAGAUUCUCCAAUUCUUUUGGACUAUUUCUCAUGGCCUCGUUUCUGGUAAUUGCUAAAAUUAUCUUCAAUUAA
Molecule: messenger RNA, 522 nt
Organism: Caenorhabditis briggsae
Lineage: Eukaryota; Metazoa; Nematoda; Chromadorea; Rhabditida; Rhabditidae
Exons: 3
Coding region: 1-522 (173 amino acids)
Source: RefSeq, a predicted model, not a curated record